GCUCGGAUAGUAAGUGGAAGUUCCUUGGAUACUUCUAAGCUUUAUGCCAUCCAGGCUUUUAGCAGUGCUGGCCGUGGGCUAUAUGGAAUUGAUAGCAUGCCAGAUCUGCGUAGAAAGAAAUCUUUUCCCAUUGUUCGAGAUGUGGCUAUGACGCUUGCAGCUCGGAAGUCUGGUAUUUCCAUGGCCAUGCUCAUCCGGACCUCUGUGAACAAUGAUGAAAUGAAAAUACAUGUCUUCAAGAAGACGUUGCAGGCUUUGAUCUAUCCAAUAUCAUCAACUACCCCUCAUAACUUUGAAGUUUGGACAGCUACAACUCCCACAUACUGUUAUGAAUGUGAAGGUCUACUUUGGGGCAUAGCCAGACAAGGCAUGAGGUGCACCGAAUGUGGUGUCAAAUGCCAUGAGAAGUGCCAAGACCUCCUAAAUGCUGACUGUUUGCAGAGAGCUGCUGAGAAAAGUUCCAAACAUGGUGCAGAAGAUAAAACACAGAAUAUUAUUAGUGCUAUGAAGGAAAGAAUGAAGAUUAGAGAGAAAAAUAGGCCAGAAGUGUUUGAAGUAAUCCAGGAAAUGUUUAAUAUUUCCAAAGAAGAUUUUGUACAAUAUACAAAAGCAGCAAAGCAGAGUGUUUUGGAUGGAACCUCCAAAUGGUCAGCAAAAAUAACCAUCACAGUUCUUUGUGCUCAGGGCUUACAGGCUAAGGACAAAACUGGCUCAAGUGACCCAUAUGUUACUGUGCAAGUUGGCAAAACCAAGCGGCGAACUAAGACUAUUUUUGGAAACUUGAAUCCAGUAUGGGAUGAAAAAUUCUAUUUUGAAUGCCAUAACUCUACAGAUAGAAUAAAAGUGAGAGUAUGGGAUGAAGAUGAUGACAUCAAAUCUAGAGUAAAACAACAUUUCAAAAAGGAAUCAGAUGACUUCCUCGGGCAAACAAUCAUUGAAGUAAGAACACUGAGUGGAGAAAUGGAUGUAUGGUAUAACUUAGAAAAGCGAACAGAUAAAUCAGCUGUCUCUGGUGCCAUUAGAUUGAAAAUCAAUGUUGAAAUAAAAGGAGAGGAGAAAGUUGCUCCCUACCAUGUGCAGUACACCUGUCUACAUGAGAAUCUAUUCCAUUACUUGACGGAAGUUAAAUCUAAUGGUGUUGUAAAAAUCCCUGAAGUGAGAGGUGAUGAAGCCUGGAAGGUGUACUUUGAUGAUGCUGCACAAGAAAUUGUAGAUGAAUUUGCAAUGCGCUAUGGAAUUGAAUAUAUUUAUCAAGCUAUGACGCACUUUUCCUGUCUGUCUUCUAAAUAUAUGUGCCCUGGUGUUCCAGCAGUUAUGAGCACAUUGUUAGCCAAUAUAAAUGCUUUCUAUGCUCAUACUACAGCAGCAACUAAUGUAUCUGCCUCAGAUCGGUUUGCAGCUACUAACUUUGGGAGGGAAAAGUUCAUAAAACUGCUGGAUCAACUGCACAAUUCUCUGAGGAUUGAUUUAUCUAAAUACAGGGAUAAUUUUCCUGCCAGCAAUUCUGAGAGACUCCAGGAUCUGAAAUCAACUGUGGACCUGCUUACCAGCAUUACAUUUUUUCGAAUGAAGGUCCUUGAAUUGCAGAGCCCACCUCGAGCCAGUACUGUGGUGAAAGACUGUGUAAGAGCCUGCCUGGACUCAACUUACAGAUACAUUUUUGACAAUUGCUAUGAUCUCUACUCCCAGCUAGUGGAUCAGGGUAAGAAACAAGAAGUUCCUAAAGAAGAACAGGGACCAACAACAAAGAAUUUGGAUUUCUGGGCACAGCUUAUUACUCUGAUGGUGACCAUCAUAGAUGAAGAUAAAACAGCGUAUACACCCGUCUUGAACCAGUUUCCUCAAGAGCUGAACAUGGGAAAAAUCAGUGCAGAAAUCAUGUGGACUCUGCUUGCCCAGGACAUGAAAUAUGCUCUGGAAGAACAUGAAAAGCAGCGGCUAUGCAAAAGCACAGAUUAUAUGAAUUUGCACUUCAAAGUGAAAUGGUUUUAUAAUGAAUAUGUGCGAGAACUCUCUGCUUUCAAGGAUGCAGUGCCUGAAUACUCUCUGUGGUUUGAACCAUUUGUCAUUCAGUGGCUGGAUGAAAAUGAGGAUGUCUCAAUGGAAUUUCUUCAUGGAGCACUAGAAAGAGACAAAAAAGAUGGGUUUCAGAAAACAUCAGAUCAUGCCCUCUUCUCUUGUUCUGUGGUUGAUGUCUUCACACAGCUCAAUCAAAGCUUUGAGAUUAUUAGGAAACUGGAGUGUCCUAAUCCAGAAGCACUAUCUCAUUUAAUGAGAAGAUUUGCAAAGACUAUCAACAAAGUGCUUCUUCAGUAUGCUGCAAUUAUUUCAAAUUACUUCAGCUCUUAUUGUGAUAAAGAAAAUGUGCCCUGUAUCUUGAUGAACAACAUUCAACAAUUAAGAGUCCAGCUUGAGAAAAUGUUUGAGUCCAUUUUUGAAAGAGAAAACCCGUAUCAGAGGCACAGGAGCUGUUCUCUCUGUGCAUCAGAAUGUGUUGCACUGUGCUUGAAUGAUUUGGAUCCUGAAGCUAGUGGUGUUCUAAAAGAACUUCAGAUGAAACUUAGCAAUGUAUUGGAUGAACUCAGCAUAACAUAUGCUGCAAGUUUCCAAUUUAUUAUUGAAGAUUGUGUAAGACAAAUGUGCAAUGAACUGAAUCAAAUGAGAGGAAAUGGGAAUGCAGCAGCCAACAAGAACAGUGCGGCCAUUGAUGCCGAGAUUGUGCUUCGGCCUCUCAUGGAUUUCCUGGACAAAACUUUAAGUGUCUCUGCAAAAAUCUGUGAGAAGACAGUUCUGAAACGGGUUUUAAAAGAGCUAUGGAAGUUAGUCUUGAACAAGAUAGAAAAACAAAUUGUGCUUCCACCACUGACAGACCAAACCGGGCCCCAGAUGAUAUUCAGUGCAGCCAAAGAUCUUGGACAACUGUCAAAACUCAAGGACCACGUGAUUCGAGAGGAAGCCAGAAGCCUGACCCUGAGGCAGUGUGCAAUAAUAGAAGUAGCACUAGCUACUAUAAAGCAAUACUUCCAUGCUGGAGGAAGUGGGCUGAAAAAGAAUUUCCUGGAAAAGAGCCCAGACCUACAGUCCCUGAGAUAUGCUCUGAGCCUUUACACACAAACUACUGACGCCUUGAUAAAGAAGUUUAUAGACACUCAGACGUCUCAAAGUCAAACCACUAAUAAUUCAGUGGGUGAGAUAUCUAUACAGGUGGAUGUCUCUACUCAUCCUGGAACUGGUGAACAUAAAGUCACUGUAAAAGUUGUAGCAAUUAAUAACCUAAACUGGCAAACAACAGCUAUGUUCCGGCCAUUUGUGGAAGUUUGCAUAUUAGGUCCUAACCUAAGUGACAAGAAAAGAAAACAUGGAACCAAGACAAAGAGCAACACCUGGUCACCAAAAUACAAUGAAACUUUCCAAUUCAUCUUGAGUAACGAAGAUAAGCCAGGAGCCUACGAACUUCACCUCUCAGUGAAAGAUUACUGCUUUGCUAGGGAAGAUCGCAUUAUAGGAAUGACAGUUAUUCAGCUGCAAAACAUAGCAGAGAAAGGUAGCUGUGCAUCUUGGUACCCCUUGUUGAGAAACAUCUCUGUAGAUGAAACUGGGUUAACCAUUCUUAGAAUACUUUCUCAGAGGACCAAUGACGAAGUUGCUAAAGAAUUUGUAAGGCUUAAAUCAGAAACAAGAUCUCCUGAAGAAACAGCCUAAAAUAUCCAAGUAAUGCAAGAUUGUCACCGCCAAGAACAUAGAUACAACGCUGUUGUCCGAAUAGUGCAUGCAUGUGCAAAUCUGUGGGAAUGUUUAACUAACUGUUUUCAGUGUUUGCCAGUACUUAUAUUUGCAAAGUAUGUCAUGGAGCUGUAUAUCUUUUAUACAUAUUUUGGUCUUUGGUAAAGUAAUUGUUCCAAUGAAGUGCCAAAACUAAGAGUAAAUGUUUCAUCGUAUCUUUUUAAAUGUUGAUUUCACUUCCUCACAAUUCCUUUAUUUUUUAACAUUUAUUAAUAAAUAAUUAGCUUUUUUAAUUAAUUAAUAGGUUGUUCUCUGUUAAACUACUGUGUUGCUUAUUCUAAAUUAAGUUACCUCCC
This is a messenger RNA of Pterocles gutturalis (yellow-throated sandgrouse), 4079 nucleotides long. Its product is annotated as protein unc-13 homolog C-like. The record is from RefSeq and is a predicted model, not a curated record. Gene Ontology annotation, cellular component: presynaptic active zone cytoplasmic component; synaptic vesicle membrane; terminal bouton. Lineage: Eukaryota; Metazoa; Chordata; Aves; Pterocliformes; Pteroclidae. The annotation marks the transcript as partial. The transcript has 31 exons. Gene Ontology annotation, molecular function: phospholipid binding; calcium ion binding; calmodulin binding. Gene Ontology annotation, biological process: synaptic vesicle priming; dense core granule priming; synaptic transmission, glutamatergic.